UACACUUUUCUCAUUCCUUAAUUUCUCCAUCUUUUCUCACCCCCUCUAUAAAUAUCUUAGGUGAACUCCAAAGACUUCCCAUUCAUUAAAGUUACGGGGAUAGAAGACGGUGGCGGCAAACAUGAUGUUGCCGGAUAAUCCAGUGAUAAGUGAUAUUUGUGCCACUGUUAUAACGGCAGCUAUUGAUCGCGGUGUGUUUCGGAUUUGGGAGUUGACUGCUAAGUACGACGUCUUGGACUCUAGACUGUACAGGAAGCUUGUGCAUAUCAGCAUUGGACUAGUUUUCAUGCUUUGCUGGCCAUUAUUCAGCUCUGGGUAUCGUGGUGCAUUUCUAGCUUGUCUUGUUCCCGGACUCAGCGCAAUACGCGUGCUUCUUAUUGGACUUGGGAUCUGUAAGGGUGAAUCCACUGUCAAGUCUUUGAGCCGAUUUGGAGACUACAGGGGACUUCUGAAGGGAUCUUUUUACUAUGUAUCGGCCAUCAGUUUCGCUUGUUUAGUUUUUUGGAGGACUUCCCCAAUUGGGAUUGCAGCCAUUUGUAACCUGUGUGCUGGAGAUGGUAUGGCUGACAUUGUGGGAAGAAGAAUAGGCAAGGAUAAACUUCCAUAUAAUAAAAACAAGUCCUAUGCUGGUAGUAUUGCUAUGGCAACUGCUGGAUUUGUGGCCUCUGUCGGGUACAUGCACUAUCUUUCUGCAUUUGGAUUCAUGCAAGAAAAUUGGGGUUUGGUAUUUCGUUUGUUGGUUGUAUCACUUGUUAGUUCAGUUGUGGAAUCACUUCCCAUAAGCACGCAACUUGAUGAUAAUCUCACAGUUCCACUCGCUUCCUUUUCAACCGGCUUCCUUCUCUUUUGACGCAUUCUUAGUAUGUGCAACUGCAAUUAUAUCAAGCCAUUCUCCCUCUGUAUACUGUAUUACUUAGGAAAAUGUAUAAAUUAAUGAUACUCACCCUAUGUAAUACACUCAUUAUUGUGUACUACUACUAUCUAAUAGAAGAUACUAAGGGUAUACUCGUAAUUGUAUUACUAUACGAUAUUUUAUUAUAUAUAUGAGUCACCCGUAUACCCUUACUAUC
Messenger RNA from Spinacia oleracea (spinach), 1070 nucleotides. RefSeq names its product farnesol kinase, chloroplastic-like. The transcript is spliced from 6 exons. Lineage: Eukaryota; Viridiplantae; Streptophyta; Magnoliopsida; Caryophyllales; Amaranthaceae. The coding region runs from base 122 to 850 and encodes 242 amino acids. Gene Ontology annotation, molecular function: kinase activity. The record is from RefSeq and is a predicted model, not a curated record.